Molecule: messenger RNA, 2295 nt
Organism: Vigna radiata var. radiata (mung bean)
Lineage: Eukaryota; Viridiplantae; Streptophyta; Magnoliopsida; Fabales; Fabaceae
Product: homeobox-leucine zipper protein HDG11-like
Exons: 11
Coding region: 141-2237 (698 amino acids)
Biological process (GO): regulation of DNA-templated transcription
Molecular function (GO): DNA binding; lipid binding; DNA-binding transcription factor activity, RNA polymerase II-specific
Source: RefSeq, a predicted model, not a curated record
CUGUUACUAGGUUGGAGCGAUGAUAUGUUAGUAUGUGGGGUUAUACAAGUUAAGACCUUUGCUUUCCUUUCAGCAUUAAUCUAAGGAAAAAGGUGGUGAAAAUCUCAUCAGUAUUUUCUUUAUCAGGUGAAUUGAAAAAAAUGGAUUUUGCCAUGGGAGCUGCAGGUGGAUCUGGAGAUGAUGAUAAACACAAGCACAGUCACAAUAAGAGCUCAAACAAAGGGAAAAAGGCCUACCAUGGUCACAACUCUGAUAGAACAUCUAAGCUUGAAGAAAUGUUCCGGAAGUGUCCACAUCCGACAAAAAGCAUAAGAUUGCAAAUGGCAGAAGAACUGGGACUUGAGCCAAAACAAGUAAAAUUUUGGUUUCAGAAUAAGAGAACUCAAAUAAAGACUCAAACUGAGCGAAUAAAUAACAAUAUCUUCCGUAUUGAGAAUGAAAGGAUACGUAAAGAUAACCUCUUGUUGAGAGAGGCAUUCAAAAAUAUAACUUGUGCAACUUGUGGAGGUCCAUCAAACGAUGAAAAUCGUAAACAUUCUCUAGAACAACUUCGUCUUGAAAAUGCACGUCUUAGAGAAGAGCUUGAGAGGCUGCCUAAUGCUCUUGCAAAGUACAUGGAUAAAUCAGUAUUAGACCUAAACAUGAUGAACUACACUCUUAUGAGGGGAUCUUCAUCGCGUGCUCCGUUAAUACCUGGAAGUUAUCUGAGACUAAAUGGUUCAUGUGAAGAUACCAUGCUCAAUCGUGGGAGAAGAAUAACACAAAUGGAGAAAACAAUGAUGUCACAAAUUGCAGUGACUGCUAAGGAAGAAUUAAUCAAGCUUCUGUGUACCAAUGAACCCAUAUGGGUCAAAUCUUCAGAUCAUCAAAGAUUUGUUCUUCAUCUAGAAAGCUACCAAACAUUCUUUCCAAGGAUUAAUCACUUCAAGAAUUCCCAAGCUCGUGUAGAAUCAUCAAAAGAUUCACUGGUUGUGAGAAUUCAGGCAAUGAAAUUAGUUGACAUGUUUCUGAAUUCGGAACACUGGACAGAUCUUUUCUCAACAAUUGUUACAAAAGCUCGCACAAUCAAAGUAAUUGAAAAUGGUUCAAACAGAAGUGGAGUUUUGUUGUUGAUGAGUGAAGAGAUGCAUGUUCUUUCACCUUUAGUUCCAUCUCGGGAAUUGUUCUUCCUUCGUUAUUGUGAACAAAUUGAAGCACAUUCAUGGGUGAUAGUAGAUGUUUCUGUUGACUGCACCACCGGGAACAACAAUCCUACAUAUUGGAAGUUUCCCUCUGGAUGCAUAAUUCAUGAAAUUUCAAAUGAGUUGUGCUGGAUUUCUUGGGUUGAACAUGUGGAAGUGGAUGAGAAGAUUGAAACGCAUCAACUAUACAAAGAUAUAGUCAAUAACAGCAUUGCAUAUGGAGCAGAAAGAUGGCUUUUGGAACUUCAAAGAAUGUGUGCAAGAUUUACAAGUUUUGGAGAUGAAAUACCUGAUUAUGACAUCAAUGGAGUGAUAACUGCUAUGGGAGGAAGGAAAAAUAUGAUAAAGUUUUCUCAUGGAAUGCUGAAAAACUUCUAUGGAAUUUUAAAUAUUUCAAGUAAGACAGAGUGCCUUGAACAUUUAGCUGAGGAGAAUACUGAUAUUAUGGUUCUUGCUGGGAAAUACACAAAUCCAAGCCAAUCAAAUGCCAUGAUUAUAUUCAUUGCUACUGCUUCUUUUCGGCUACCUCUCCCCUCGGAAUAUGUUUUUGACUUCUUUAGAGAUCCAACAAAACGUGCUAAGUGGGAUGUUAUGUGUUGUGAGAGUCCAGUGCACGAAGUUGCACGAGUCUCUGUUGGAACUAACCCUAGCAACUGCAUAUCGAUUAUACAGCCUCUUCACCGAACUGCUAAUAACACGGCCAUUAUUCAGGAAAGUUAUAUUGAUGCUUUGGGAUCAUAUGUUGUGUAUUCUCCUGUGAAUAUAUCUGACGUAAAGAUGGCUGUAAAUGGUGAAGAUCCAGCAAGAAUGUCAAUCUUUCCAUCAGGCAUUGUCAUAUCAAAAGAUGUUCAAUCUAUCACACAUGCUUCUGCAUGGAGUAGUGGAAGUGGUGAUAAGAGAACACACGGUACUCUAAUGACUAUGGCUUUUCAAAUACUGAUGAAUGGUCCAACAACUAUGGUAGCAGAAUCCAAGACUGUUAUUAAGUCUCUCAUGACCUCAACAAUACAAAAUAUAAACCAUGCUUUGAUAAAUGGUUCUAAUCUAGAGUUUUAGUAUUUUUUUCCUUUUUAUAUAAGAUGAUAUGAAUGGAAGUUUUGCUUCCAGAAUGUUG